AUGACAUAUGGCGAUAAAUCUACCUCUGUAGGAAACUAUGGAUGCGAUACCAUGACAAUGGAGCCUUCAGAUGUGUUCCAAAAGUUUCAAUUCGGUUGUGGAAGAAAUAAUGAGGGUGAUUUUGGCAGCGGAGCUGAUGGGAUGCUGGGGCUUGGACAAGGGCAGCUUUCUACCGUAUCUCAAACAGCUUCGAAGUUUAAAAAAGUUUUCAGUUACUGUCUCCCUGAGGAAAAUUCCAUUGGAUCGCUGCUAUUUGGAGAGAAAGCCACUUCCCAAUCCUCCUCCUUAAAGUUCACAUCGCUUGUAAAUGGUCCUGGAACCUCAGGGUUAGAGGAGUCAGGGUACUAUUUCUUCAAGCUCUUGGAUAUAAGUGUUGGUAACAAGCGACUUAAUAUUCCCAGCUCUGUGUUUGCAUCACCUGGAACUAUAAUAGACUCGGGAACUGUCAUCACUCGCCUGCCUCAACGAGCCUAUUCAGCACUCAAAGCUGCAUUCAAGAAAGCAAUGGCGAAAUAUCCUCUUUCCAAUGGGAGGCGGAAGGAAAAUGACAUGUUGGACACAUGCUACAAUUUAAGUGGAAGGAAAGAUGUGUUACUACCGGAGAUAGUGCUACAUUUUGGGGAUGGAGCCGACGUACGUUUGAAUGGAAAGAGAGUUGUUUGGGGGAAUGAUGCAUCUCGUCUUUGCUUGGCUUUUGCUGGGAACUCCAAAUCAACCAUGAACCCCGAAUUAACCAUUAUUGGAAAUAGACAACAAGUGUCUCUAACAGUUCUAUAUGACAUACGAGGAAGAAGGAUAGGGUUUGGGGGCAAUGGUUGCUCCAAGUGA
This is a messenger RNA of Vitis vinifera (wine grape), 828 nucleotides long. Its product is annotated as aspartyl protease family protein At5g10770-like. The transcript has a single exon. The record is from RefSeq and is a predicted model, not a curated record. Lineage: Eukaryota; Viridiplantae; Streptophyta; Magnoliopsida; Vitales; Vitaceae. Gene Ontology annotation, biological process: proteolysis. The coding region runs from base 1 to 828 and encodes 275 amino acids. Gene Ontology annotation, molecular function: aspartic-type endopeptidase activity.